UGAAGGAUGAAGGUUCCUUGUGCUCCCCCUACAGAAACUCUAAAUUUAGCUCUAAUGUGAAAUUGUAAGGAGCAUGGCUUCAUUGUUAUGAUGGCGUCUAAACGCAAGAGACCCAAUGAUGAACAAACAGAACAAUCAACCAAAAUAAACUCCAGCGAAAAGAAAAUUCCUUCAGGGUCGAUUGUAGAAUGCUCUAGUAAAGAAGAACAACAGAAAAGAAGGAUUCUACACUGCCCAAAGUGUGACAACCUUGUGUUUCAUGAUGAGAUUAACACACAUUUGGAUAAUGGUUGCAUUUCUCUUGAACCAAAUCAGGAGUCAGAGCAUAGUUCAGAGGGACAAAUUGAAAGUUUGACUGGCAUAGAAGGAGGUAAAGGUGUGACAGAAGAUUGUGCACAUAAAGAUGUUGAAAUAACCCCAGACAAUGAUGAAGUGAAGUCAGAUCAGAAUGUUGUUACUACUGGAAACGUGUACAGUAAAGCACAUAUAAAAGCAGUUAAUGCGAACAACCAAGUGCCAAAGCAUGAACUCUAUUAUCUUAAUAAUUUUCUAUUUCCGAAGCAGUGUCGCAAGAGGAUAACAAACGUCUUUAAAUGGAAGUGA
Messenger RNA from Dendronephthya gigantea, 603 nucleotides. RefSeq lists its product as uncharacterized. The transcript is spliced from 2 exons. Bases 88 to 603 code for a protein of 171 amino acids. The record is from RefSeq and is a predicted model, not a curated record. Lineage: Eukaryota; Metazoa; Cnidaria; Anthozoa; Malacalcyonacea; Nephtheidae.